Macroventuria anomochaeta is the source of this 1463-nucleotide messenger RNA. RefSeq lists its product as uncharacterized. Gene Ontology annotation, molecular function: nucleic acid binding. The transcript has 2 exons. Lineage: Eukaryota; Fungi; Ascomycota; Dothideomycetes; Pleosporales; Didymellaceae. The record is from RefSeq and is a predicted model, not a curated record. The coding region runs from base 139 to 1245 and encodes 368 amino acids.
GAAGAGAGCAACAAGGGUCCUUCGAGUCGGGACCCACAUGUGGGUCGAACUCUUGGCGUCUGCUCUCCACAGAAAUUUGUUGCGGACUUCCGCAAGCCCUCUUGCAGCAACUUCAAACCGAAGCAACUAGCCGUGAAGAUGGGUCUCGCACAGCAGAAGAAUCGCUCCAAGAUCUCCAAUGACCCUCAGAACACUCACUGGGCGAACAACACCGAGCGGUUCGGUCACAAGAUUUUGGCUGCACAAGGAUGGAAAACUGGCGACACCCUCGGCGCCAAAGACGCUGCCCACGAAGCGCACUACACGCAAGCGUCGCAGUCGCACAUUCGCGUUUUCCUGAAGGAUGAUAAUUUAGGUCUGGGCGCAAAACGUGGAAGUGAGCGCGCAGAGAACUUUGGUCUUGCAGGUCUAGAGAGUAUUCUGGGACGUCUGAACGGCAGGGAAGAAGAAGUCAAAAAAGAAGAGGCCAGGCGUGAGGAGGUUGAGAAGAGGGCGUAUGUGUACAGGAAAUUUGGCUCGAUGAACUUUAUCAGUGGUGGCUUCCUUGUCGGCGACAAGUUAGUUCCCAGGGCAGAAGUCAAGCUAGAGCCAACGAAACCCAAGAUCAAGGAGGAGCCGGACAGCGACGAUGGCACAAGCAAGAAGCGCAAGCGAGAGGUGGCUGAUGCUACUGAAGAAGACUCAAGCGAGCAGAAGUUGAAGCGCAAGAAGAAGAGCAUGGACCUGCGCGAGGAGGCAGACAAGCAAGACAAGAAGAUCAAAAAAGAGAAGAAGGACAAGAAGGACAGGAAGGAUAAGAAGGACAAAUCCAGCAAGAAGGUCAAGAAGGAGAAGGUUUCAUCUGACCCCGAACCGAUGUCUGACGAUGCGCCCACGCCUGCGUCCGAUCCCGAACCCCUCACAGACAAGGCGAGACGGAAGGCCGAAAAGAAAGCUCGUAAAGAAGAGAAGAAGCUUAAGAAGGCUCUCAAGAGAGCUGCAAAGGAAGCCAAGAAGGCCAAGGGCAGUGCCGACGACUCCAGCUCAGAAAGCGACGACGACGAUACCACACCAAGCUCCUCAGUACCAGCGACCGGCACAUCUACACCCAGCUUUGUACCACGAGGUGUGCAGACAGCCAGACAUAGGCACAUCAUGAUGAAGAAGCGCGCUAGCAUGGAUCCGCAGGCACUGAAAGAGGUAUGCGAAAACACUUACGAUAGACGCUGCUUCAUAGUACUAACAUGUAUCCCCAGAUUUUCAUGAUCAAGACUCCAGUAGCAUAGUCAACCGGACAUUGUUACUUCCACGUGCAUAGCGAGGCGUUUGGGACAUCUGUUGUUAGUAUGAGCAUUAGGGAGCCGUUGUUCGUUGCACAUGGGUAGAUUAGACGAUUAAAAACAGCUGUUUGACCCUUUUUGAUUGAACAUCUACUCACAUCUGGUUGUUUAAACAUACGAUUUAGACUCAUGAAGGAAGCCUGG